CAAUUCAUAGCCUCUCUCUUUCUCUCUCUCUCUCUCUCUCUCACGCCCCCACCCCACUCAAAUGGCAGGAUGGCCUCUUGGAGCCUUUCCUCUACUCAACUCCUUGGCCUCCUGUCCUUUUUCCUCCUCCUCCUCCUCCUCCUGGACCACCCAACGGGUCCCACCGCAGUCUCAGCCAGCAUCCAUGUCGGCAUCAUCCGUAAACCAGCCCCCUACUUCCCUGUCUUCCGCGAAGCCCCUGCAUACCGCAACGGCGAAGAGUGCAGCCCGCCUGGCACCGACUGCAUCCAUAUCGCCAUGACCCUUGAUGUGAAUUACCUCCGCGGGACCAUGGCGGCCGUCCUAUCCAUCCUAAAGCACACGUCAUGCCCCGAGAAUGUUGCAUUUCACUUCCUCUCAGCACGGUUCGAGCCCCAGCUCUUCUCAAGCAUCAAGUCCACCUUCCCCUACCUCAAUUUCAAGGUGUACCGCUUCAAUUCCAACCUCGUCCGCGACAAGAUCUCCAAGUCCAUCCGCAUGGCACUAGACCAGCCCCUGAAUUACGCGCGCAUCUACCUUGCCGGUAUCAUCCCUCCAGAUGUGGGCCGCAUCGUCUACCUCGACUCGGACAUCGUGGUAGUGGACGACAUCCGUCGGCUAUGGGAGGUGGAGCUGGAUGGAAGGGUUCUGGCUGCACCCGAGUAUUGCCUUGCAAAUUUCACAGAGUACUUUACAGAUACAUUUUGGUCAGACCCAUUUUUGGCGGGAACAUUUGAAGGUAGGAAGCCAUGCUAUUUCAAUACAGGUGUGAUGGUGAUGGAUGUAGAGAAAUGGAGAGAAGGGGGUUAUACAAAAAAGGUGGAGGAUUGGAUGGCAGUGCAAAAGCAAAAGAGGAUAUACCAGCUGGGCUCAUUGCCUCCUUUCUUGCUUGUUUUGGCUGGGAAUAUCAAAGCAGUGGACCAUAGAUGGAACCAACAUGGUUUAGGUGGUGACAACCUUGAAGGGAGAUGUAGGAAGCUCCACCCUGGCCCAAUCAGCCUCCUUCAUUGGAGUGGGAAAGGGAAGCCAUGGUUGAGAUUGGAUUCUAGGAAGCCUUGUCCUGUGGACCACCUGUGGGAGCCUUACGAUCUCUACCAUUGGUUGACACCCAUGUUAGAAGAAUGAGAAAAGGGGGGGAAGUUUUUUCAUUGAAUUGAGAAUUUUAGAAUUGGUAAAAGAGGCUCCUUUAUGGGCUUGUUUCAAAGGUUAUUGAGUGCUGAAGGAGGGAGAAGGGUUAUAGGUUUUGAGCUAUGGUGUGCAAUCAUGGGACCCAUGAGAAUGUGCUUAAGAUCACCGGUGGAAUCGAAAGGGAUGGAGGGAGAUGCCACCCACUUUUCUAAUUUUUUGGCUAUGGCUUGGUCAUGGUUACUCUUGGUUGGCAAUACAUGAUUA
Messenger RNA from Magnolia sinica, 1410 nucleotides. Its product is annotated as probable galacturonosyltransferase-like 4. Lineage: Eukaryota; Viridiplantae; Streptophyta; Magnoliopsida; Magnoliales; Magnoliaceae. Gene Ontology annotation, cellular component: Golgi apparatus. Bases 70 to 1143 code for a protein of 357 amino acids. Gene Ontology annotation, molecular function: glycosyltransferase activity. The transcript has a single exon. The record is from RefSeq and is a predicted model, not a curated record.